Molecule: messenger RNA, 3999 nt
Organism: Zonotrichia albicollis (white-throated sparrow)
Lineage: Eukaryota; Metazoa; Chordata; Aves; Passeriformes; Passerellidae
Source: RefSeq, a predicted model, not a curated record
GCUGCCAUCAUGACGGCUGAAGAAACAGUGAACGUUAAAGAAGCUGAAAUAAUUAAGCUAAUACUAGAUUUUCUGAACUCAAGGAAGCUUCACAUCAGCAUGCUGGCACUUGAAAAAGAAAGUGGGGUCAUUAAUGGCUUGUUUUCAGAUGACAUGCUCUUUCUAAGGCAAUUGAUUCUUGAUGGCCAGUGGGAUGAGGUUCUUCAGUUUAUUCAGCCUCUUGAAUGUAUGGAAAAAUUCGACAAGAAAAGAUUUCGUUACAUUAUUAUGAAGCAGAAGUUCUUGGAAGCCUUAUGUGUGAACAAUGCAAUGUCAGCAGAAGAUGAGCCUCAGCAUCUGGAAUUCACCAUGCGAGAGGCCGUGCAGUGCCUGCACGCGCUGGAGGAGUAUUGUCCCUCUAAGGAAGACUACAGCAAACUGUGCCUGCUGCUGACGCUGCCCCGCCUCACCAACCACGCCGAGUUCAAGGACUGGAAUCCCAGCACGGCUCGGGUGCACUGCUUUGAAGAAGCCUGUGUCAUGGUGGCAGAGUUCAUCCCAGCAGACAGGAAACUGAGCGAGGCCGGCUUCAAAGCAAGCAACAAUCGCUUGUUUCAGCUUGUGAUGAAGGGAUUGCUUUACGAAUGUUGUGUGGAAUUCUGUCAGAGUAAAGCUACAGGAGAAGAAAUCACAGAAAGUGAAGUAUUGCUGGGCAUUGAUCUCUUGUGUGGUAAUGGCUGUGAUGACUUGGACCUCAGCUUAUUAUCGUGGCUGCAGAAUCUGCCAGCUACAGUGUUUUCUUGUGCUUUUGAGCAAAAGAUGCUUAAUAUUCAUGUUGAUAAACUCCUCAAGCCCACAAAAGCUGCCUAUGCUGACCUUCUGACACCUCUUAUCAGCAAACUCUCUCCUUAUCCAUCAUCCCCCAUGCGCCGGCCUCAGUCAGCGGACGCUUACAUGACGCGCUCCUUAAACCCUGCCCUGGAUGGGCUCUCGUGUGGGCUGACCAACCAUGACAAGCGGGUCACCGACCUCGGCACCAAAACUUCUCCCAUGUCACACUCCUUUGCCAACUUCCAUUACCCUGGGGUACAGAAUCUCAGCAGGAGUCUCAUGCUUGAGAAUACUGAAUGUCACAGCAUUUUUGAGGAGUCCCCAGAGCGUGAUACUCCUGUGGAGCCCCAGCAUCCCAUCGGCAGUGAGACCUCGUGCCAGAGCUCAGCUCCAGAGAAUGAACCUCUCAAUGCAGCACAGAGUCAGGGAUCAGCCAGACAAGAGAAAAAUGAGCUCCGUGACUCCACAGAGCAGUUCCAGGAGUACUACAGGCAGAGACUGCGGUACCAGCAGCACUUGGAGCAGAAGGAGCAGCAGAGACAGUUGUACCAGCAGAUGUUGUUGGAGGGAGGAGUCCAUCAAGAAGAUGGAGCUGACCAGCAACAGAACCUUACUGAACAGUUUCUUAACAGAUCUAUCCAGAAACUAGGAGAAUUAAAUAUGGGUAUGGAGAGUCUUGGAAAUGAUGUACAAACACUCAGCCAGCAAUGUAACGGGAGCAAAGGGCUUGCAUCUACCAAUGCAGCCAGUAACUUCACAUCAGCACCUUCAGAUGGCAGCCAGAGGAUAACUGACAGCCCAAACCUGAAUACCAGCACUCCUCGCAAGUGUGGCUCAGCUAAUCAGAUUCCCUUUCCUGAAGAGUCACCUGUACAGGGGAGUCAAAGUGCAUCAGAGCAUGCCAUCUCUCAGCCGCAGUCAGAAGACUCUUCAGGGAAUUUAUCCCGGACACGAGGUGAUGAGGAUGACAAAUCAAAAAAGCAGUUUAUUUGCAUUAAUACUCUAGAAGACACACAAGCUGUCAGAGCUGUAGCCUUUCAUCCCAGUGGGAGUUUAUAUGCUGUUGGUUCCAACUCUAAAACUUUGAGAGUUUGUGCCUAUCCAGAAGUAAUUGACCCAAGUGCUUAUAAUACUCCUAAACAACCUGUAGUUCGCUUCAAGAGGAAUAAGCAUCAUAAAGGAUCAAUCUACUGUGUAGCCUGGAGUCCCUGUGGACAGCUGUUAGCUACUGGUUCUAAUGAUAAAUAUGUGAAAGUGCUGCCUUUUAAUGCAGAAACUUGUAAUGCAACAGGACCAGAUUUGGAAUUCAGCAUGCACGAUGGGACAAUCAGAGACCUUGCUUUUAUGGAAGGCCCAGAAAGUGGUGGUGCUAUUUUAAUAAGUGCUGGAGCAGGGGACUGUAACAUUUACACAACAGAUUGUCAGCGUGGACAAGGCCUGCAUGCCCUGAGUGGUCACACUGGACAUAUUUUAGCACUUUAUACAUGGAGUGGCUGGAUGAUUGCAUCUGGAUCCCAAGACAAGACUGUAAGAUUUUGGGAUUUGAGAGUGCCAAGCUGCGUUCGUGUUGUGGGAACAACGUUUCAUGGAACAGGCAAGGCUUGCUAUCAUUCUUCUAACCAUCCUGGCCUGAAAAUAGACUUUGAAGAUGUCCAGGUCACACAGAGUGAAUGUAAGGGGAGGCUGUGGCACAGAAGGGCAGCUCAGCUUAAAGCCGUCCGCUUCUCGCCCGGCGCCCACUACCUGCUCACCGGCUCCUACGACAUGAAGAUCAAGGUGACAGACCUGCAAGGGGACCUGACGAAGCAGCUUCCUCUGAUGGUGGUAGGGGAGCACAAGGACAAAGUUAUUCAGUGCAGGUGGCACACACAAGAUCUUUCCUUCCUGUCAUCUUCUGCAGACAGAACUGUAACCCUUUGGACCUACAAUGGUUAGAGUGCAAACAAAGGCAACUAUGCAGCUAAAGCACAGAGACCGAUACUAUGGAACUGUCCAAACAAGUAAUAAUAAUGAGGCUUUGAGAGAGCAGCAGUUGAGCACGAGAGUGUCUUACCAAGAGGAGGGGCACCUGUCACUGAUUUUUCUGGUUUCUAGGAGGUCUUGGUGUUUUUAGUAUAUUCUUUUGCAGUGCUUCCAGUCUUCCAUGUUGAACUCAUGCUGCUGUGACCUAUUGUAGUCUUGUUGCCAAAGUCUAUGAGGAGAACUCUUCUGUUGUUGAUGUGCACUCAGAGUAACAUGAAUGAUGUGUUUACAGUUUGGUAUUAAUUGCAUUCCUUGUUCUUUGCCUCAAUGAGAAUUUUGUAUAGAAACCUAAGUUGAGGAACACUUUAAUCAAGUCUGUAUGUAACUAGUUACACACACACAUGAAAGAAAAACUACUUCCACUGUUUUUUCAGGUUUAUUGUAUUCAUCACUUUUAAACAAGAGCUCAAACUUGGUAACAUCUCCAUAGUUUCAACAUUUUUAGUAAAAAAAAAAAAAUCUGAACUUUAAAGGUUGGCUAGGUAGUAACCACUUCUUGAUUAUGGUCCAUUAUAUAGUGGGGGCUUUUCUUUCUUUUCAUCUAACCUGGGAAAAAUGUUGCUGUUUUUACUACAUGACAUUAUUUUGAACCAGCUAACAUGUUGGAGGGGGAAAAGUAAAAUAUUGACUUUUUCAGUAGAAACAUGUAAUAUUUUACUUUUUGAAUGCAACAGAAUACCUCUGUGUAUAAUGUACUGUAGAAAAGAGUGGAUUGGCAGAAGUUGUCACAGUGAGCUUAAUGGCUAUCAAUUUUUCAAGUAAAAGGGAUACCAUUAAUGCUGUAAUACAAACCAGCAUGGCUUAAAAUGCUAUGUCUGCAUGAUAAUUUAAGAAUUGUUUAAAUUCCCGGUUCAGAAGCUUACCUGAAUUUUAUUUCUUGCACUGUUUAUGUAUGGGAGAUUGCAGUUUUAUUUCUACAAAACUUUAGAUUCUAAUGUUUAUGUAUUGUUAUAUUUUCAUAUUGUACAGUUCCUUUUACUUUUUGAAAUAUAAACCUUAAACUUUAGGUUAUUUAUUUAUUUGAACUGCAGUUACAUUUUGGAUUCUCUUGGUUACUAAAUUAUAUGUGCACUGUAGCAAACAUUUUUAACUAUCGUAUAAAAGUGGAAAGGUAACUAUAGAAGUGUAUCUGUGCUAUAAUCUCAAUAAAGACCUCCAACACCUGCA